UUUAUUAUUAGUUAGCUGAAUGCUCAGCAUACAAAAACCGAAAAAUUAAACGCAACAUCAAACAAUUUACCCCUAACAAGUAAUGAAGUAACAAGAAAUCGCACCUAAAUGGUUUGGCAUAUAUUUUCUCUACCUUUUCUUUUUUCACCUCACGAGAUCGAAAUAAUCGUUUUCCAUAGAACGUUUUACAACAUGUGACAAUGACACCGUCUUCUAGCGCCUGCAUCUAGGAGAAACAAUGCGGUCUGCGUUUGUAAUGUAUUCUGUUUUAAGUUUAUUUACCUUGAUUGGAAUAUUACCGGCAGCGAGUUCGAAUGAUGCUGUCACAGAUGUCAUCAAUGCUGAUUUCAACAAAACUUACUCUGCCAUCAUUAACACAACAAAUGAGGCCAUUUAUAAAUUUACGUACAGAGAAAUGAAGAAUAAGACUACGGCUGUCAGAAUCACAACAGAACUACAUGCAGACCCGAAACGGGAUGCCAGGUCCUUCCCUGUGAUUGUGGUGAUACGACAGCAGCAAAGAACUCUGUCAUGGACAAUGCCAUUGUUUCUUGAAUAUAGUAAUACUUCAACACCAUAUGAGACAAUCAGUCGUAAUUUAUGUCCCCUUGAUGCAAGUCAUCGACCAGAGAUACCAGCAGAACAGAGCUUCUUCGUAGAUGUGUCAACAUUCAACAAGGAACCUCUUAAUUUUACACUCAAAGCAGCAAAAAUGGAAAAUUUUCAAAUCAGUACCGGAAUUCCAAGAGAGAUAUCUUUCACUCCCUCUGAGCCACAGUUUUACAUGUACACCUUCCCAGCGGGCGUAGACUCUGUAUUGGUCCAUGCCUCAUCGGAGGAUGAAAAGUGUGCUGUAAUGUCCAUACAAACAAUACAGUGCCCGGUGUAUGAUAUGAAUGUUGAUGUGGAGUUUGAAGGAAAGUACCAAACUAUGACCAAACAGGCUGCUAUACAGAUACAGAGGGAAGAUUAUCCAAAUGGAGCAUUCUAUGUUGUGUUUGUUCUGAAACCUUUGGACAAAACAUGUUCCUCAGAAAUUGAGACCAUUUCCUUGCCAGGAAUCACACGAUCAAAGACUGUAACCCUAGAAAUUAAGACAACCAUUAGCAGUGACAAGUACUAUUGGGGAAUGGUGUUUGCAGUAGCUGUUUUUGGAUCAUUUUACUUAAUAGCUUUCUUGAUCGGAGUGAUUUACCAUGGAUGCUCAAAACAUCGAGGAAUAUGGAUGAUCCCAGACCCUCCAGAAGCAAACUUGGACCAAAUCUCAGAUGAUAUGGAUAGUCCUGUGAGACCAUUACACUCUAACCCAAGAACACAGUCCUAUGGCUCAUUCCAACGACAAGCUAAUGAUGAUGAUCAGAAUGACUUGCUGAACACAAUGAUCAGAGAUAAUGCAUCAACAGGAGCCAGCAGUGCUUCCAGGGGAAUGGAUGGAAACUCAGUCAGUUCUAUUGACUCCGACGAUAUCGACUUCCUCAAAGACGCUGAUCAAGAAAAGGAUGUGUUUAGGACAAAGACAGAACUUUUUGUGUAUGACUUAUCAAGAAAAAAAUACAAGAAACAAGCGAGAAAUUACACUAUUUACUGGAGAAACUUGUUAGCAAUAUCGAUAUUUUAUGGACUGCCAGUACUGCAGCUAGUCUUCACUUAUCAGAAAGUAUUGAAUGUAACUGGAAACUUGGACAUCUGCUACUACAACUUCAACUGUGCUCACCCCUGGGGUCUCGUCAGCUCGUUCAACAACAUCUUCAGCAACAUUGGAUAUGUGUCUCUCGGAAUUCUGUUCUUGUUGCUGGUCUACAGAAGACAGCUGAUAUACAACAUGGCUGUACAACGAGAGAAGAUGAUGAAGAAGGAGAUGGGGAUCCCCCAGCACUUUGGACUCUUCUUCGCUAUGGGGCUGGCUCUGAUCAUGGAGGGCAUCAUGAGUGCCUGCUAUCAUGUCUGCCCAAAUUACUCAAACUUUCAGUUUGAUACGUCUUUCAUGUACAUCAUUGCCUGUUUGUGUAUGUUAAAGAUCUACCAGACCAGGCAUCCAGACAUCAGCGCCAAAGCACACACCUCCUAUCUUCUAAUGGCCUGUGUUAUAUUCAUUGCAGUCAUUGGAGUGAUUUAUGGGACCAAUGUUUUCUGGAUCUUCUUUGCCUGUGUCUACAUGUUUUUCUACUUAAUUCUGAGUGUCCACAUAUACUUCAUGGGAAGAUGGAGUAUAGAUAGAGGAAUAUGUAGAAGAAUAUGUGUUGCUGUAAGAUAUGACAUGUGUAGGUGUAGGAGACCAAUGUAUCCAGACAGAAUGCUUCUACUUGUGGUUGGAAAUUUAAUCAACUGGCUAAUUGCAGUAUAUGGAGCUGUGUACCAUUCCUCAGACUUUGCUACUUACCUGUUGGGGAUCUUUAUAGGAAACCUUAUGAUCUAUUGUACAUUCUACAUCAUAAUGAAGUUGAGGUAUGGUGAAAAAAUCCAUUCUCUGGUCAUGUUCAUCAUUUUGGGGGCCGUUGUAGUGUGGGCUGUUGCUCUCUAUUUCUUCUUCUCUAAUCUGACUUCCUGGCAGCUGACUCCUUCCAAAUCCAGAGAAGGAAAUAAGGACUGUGUACUGCUAGAGUUCUAUGAUGCUCAUGACAUUUGGCAUUUUCUUUCAUCCAUUGCUUUGUUCUUCUCUUUCCUGAUACUCCUGACAUUGGAUGACGACAGAUUUUCUACAAGAAGGGACCAAAUCCAUAUGUUAAAAUCCUUUGGGAAGUUGUUUGGAAGGAAGCGUUCGAGCAAAAAAGGGAGGAAGGGUGCGGUAGACACAGCAGACGAUGACAACGAUGAAGCAGGUGUUAAAAAUAGACCUGGCGCUAGAGCCUGUCGUAUUGCAAAAUCUCCUGUGCACGAAGAUGCUGUUGUACAUCUAUCAGCUGUCGAACCAGGACUGUGUUUGUCAUGCAGUAAAGACAAAUCUGCAGCAUUGUAUGACUUUGAAAAUCACAGGUUAGUUGACAGAUGGACAGGACAUGAAAGGGAAUUGACUAAGAUUCAACAUGGUAAAACUUGCGACAAUAUAUUCAGCGCAUCAAGGGAUAAAUCUGUUAAGAUGUGGAAGCGUGGAAAUCCUAAUUGCUUGCAGGAAUUUAAUGGCCAUGAUCUAGUAGUGACCGCCAUUGAUCUCAACCAUGAUGAUAGCUGGCUGUGCAGUGGCUCCAGGGACAACCAUGUCAAGCUUUGGGAUGUCAACACAGCCCAGUGUAUCAUGGAGAGUAGCAUCCACAGGAACCUGGUGACAGAUGUGAAGUUUGUUCCUCAUUCUCAUUUACUGGUACAGACUGGAGAAGACAAGGAAGUCAGAUUAUUUGACACAAGGACAAUGCAGGUCAUUCAUAGUUUCCCUCGAAAGCACUACAUCCAAAUGGCAUGCGAUGUCAGUCCGGACGGCUUGUUCUGUGUCACUUGCAGCAAUGGAUUCGGUGGCAAAGGCUGUGAAGCAACGUUAUGGGACUUACGUGGGAGAAAACUAGUCCAUGAAUACAGUGACCAUGGAGAAGCUGUGGAGUCUUGCAUUUUCUUGCCAGCCAUCACUGAAAAACAGAUCAUUGCCACAACUUCUCGCGAUACCACAAUCAGACUUUGGGAUAUGAACACAAGGGAGUGCCUUUCAUGUUUCCCAGUACCUGGAUCUGGACCCCUCACUUCCAUUAUCUGCUAUGAUGAUCUGAGUUUAUGUGUGUCGAGCUUUAACCAGGGGAUUAUCUCCCUCCAGUUGUCUCCCUCAGAUUACUCCCUUCACCAAACAGGCCAGUUCUAAUGCCAAAUUCUGAGAUUGAUAACUGCAGACUGCUGCAUUUGUAUUUCUUCUUGAAUAAUGACUUGAUCCGUCCAACAGCUUCCAUUGGGAAUUCAACAAAUUUGUUUAUUUAUUAAUACAAUGUACUAUUA
Magallana angulata is the source of this 3915-nucleotide messenger RNA. Its product is annotated as SID1 transmembrane family member 1-like. The record is from RefSeq and is a predicted model, not a curated record. Gene Ontology annotation, cellular component: membrane. The coding region runs from base 239 to 3784 and encodes 1181 amino acids. Lineage: Eukaryota; Metazoa; Mollusca; Bivalvia; Ostreida; Ostreidae. The transcript is spliced from 32 exons. Gene Ontology annotation, molecular function: protein binding.